CCAGAGGAAGAAUACGACUCGCGGCGAGCGCGUGCACCAGUCAAUGGCCCGACCACGCUUGCGCCUACUCGCGGCGAGCGCCGCAGCAGAAAAGCCAAGCGACCGCGACGAACGGCGCCUCCGAAGUUUCUUCAUCGGGAAAAAGCUAAGGAUCACUCGAGCGAUUGAGCUCCUAGUCCUACUCCCUUUGCGGCGAUUGAGCGCGUGUUACUGCAUCUGCAUGCGAGCUCGUCGGCGGGAGCUAACCUCACGGUUCUUCCAGGCCGAGGGCCGGCGAGAGACAUCGCCGCGAUGUACCUGCGCGUCACCAUCGAGGAUGCCCAGUUCGGCGCCGACGACGGUGGCUUCGACAACAGCAGCAGCGGUGGCAGCAGCCCGGCCUCCUACCGCUCCGGCUCCUCGGAGAGCGACGGCUCCAGCAGCAACAACGCCGACGAGUUCUGCCCCGACCCGUACCCGAGCGGAUCUGCUUCACCUUCCUCCACCUCCUACGCCGUCCGCGACGGGGUCGACCGCACCAGCCUCCUCUCGGUCUCGGAGUCUUCCGCCACCGUGCUCGACGACAUCGACAGGCACCAGCAACGCAUGCUCACCCUCCUCCCCGCCUUCUCCACUCCAGCCGGGGCCGGUGCGCGCGCCGACGCCUUGUCUCGCUGGCUCGCCGGUUUCGACGUCGGCUGGGUGCUGGACAUGGACUCUGGCAGGGGCGGCGAGAGCCUCCCACGGCGGGAAGUUGGGAGAAGGGUCAGGGCGUGGGCGCAGGCGCUGAGCACCAUGGAGCGCGUCUUCCGCCUCCGGCACCGGGAGCUCACGGUAAAGCAGGUGGAGGCUCUUGGGGAGCUCGCGGCGGCAAGCGCCGGCGCGAUGCUGAAACUGGCCGCCGCCGUCGCGGCGCUCGGGAGCUCACCGUCGAAGCUUCUCGCGGCGCUCGACGUGUACGUCCCGGUCUCCGAGGCGUUCCCCGUCCUGGGGAGGAUGUUCUCCUGGGGCCCCUCCCACCCAGUCUUGGCUGCCGCCGAGGACACGCUCGCCGCCCUGGUGGACGCGGCCCGGAACUGCGGCCGCGACCUCAGGACGUUCAUCCGCUCGCACUACCCGUGGCGGAUGCCGCAGGGCGGCGAGGUGCACCCGUGCGUCGGAUUCUGGAUGGGAUACUUCCGAUGCAUGCUCCGCAACCGCAUCUCCCUCUGCUUCGUCCUCGGCAGCAGUGACGACGACGACGGCGACUUCGAAGGUGCGCCGCCUCUCGCGCCCGGCGCCGGCGAGGGCGGCUUCGGCCUGGUGACGGACCUGAUCUCGUGCCUGGAAACCGUGCUCGAGGAGAAGUCCGCGGCGCUCGCGUUCCCGGGGCUGCGGCAGGUUUUCAUGCUCAACAACACGUUCGCCAUCCUCCGCCGCGCCGUGCGCUCCGAUCUCAAGCUGUUCCUGCCGCCGGGAUGGAUCCGCGCCCGCGAGGAGCGCAUGGAAGGCUACAUCAAGGGCUACAUGGCCACGUCCUGGGCGCCCGUCGUGUCGCGGUUGGACGACGCCGCGGGUGGCGCGAAGCCACUCCGGCGCCGGACGACCAACCGGCUGAGCGCGUUCUACACGGCGCUGGAGAACGCCUGCUACGCUCAGAGGUGCUGGAAGGUGCCCAACCCCGUGCUCCGAGGCAUACUCCGGAAGACUGUGUCGGCGAGCGUCGUACCGGCGUAUCGCCGGUACCUGGAGGACCACCCGGAGGUUGAGAUGGCCGUCGGGCGCACCGCGGAGGAGCUGGAGCAGCGGCUAUCAGACUUGUUUGAGGGCUAGAAGACAUGUUCCGUUGGACCGUAUGAUCAGCAGAGGUGUAUUCAUUAUUUAAUUUAUACAAGGAAAAACGGAGUUACGGAACCUGUUCGAUAUCAGAAUUUAGAAACAGAUACCGGAUUGUCAGGAAUUGCCUGGAUUGAAUUCAGAAACUUUCAGUUUCAAUGCCAGUGUCCAAAAUCAAUAAGAGCCAUGUUCAAAUGUCAACCGAGCCAUCGUUCAUGGCACCUCAGACAACGGCCCGCGCGUUCUUCUGCGGACGCGAGAGGCGAGAUGACAACCGAAAGAAAGGGAACCGUCGCUUGGAUGGUGUACAAGACUCUGCUCGCCAAGUCCAUGCCAGCGUCGUGUGUUUCUUCGGUGAAUUUGCGUCCGUGCCAGACAGCCGUCGCAGAUUCGGCGCCAAGUUUAUCGGCCGGCUCUCGAUUCCGAAGUCCGCUGCGGGCUGCGGCCAAAUUCGUGCACCGGUGCUCUGUUUCUACUGGCGCUCGAAUUUGAGGUCCACCAGCGCAGGCCCGGAACAGGCGCCACGCGAGCGCCCAUGCGAUCGUGAUGCCUCCAGCGUGUUCAAGCCGUCUCCGCUCCGCUCCUCUGUGAUCUCUCCGUCUCUCUCACUUGCAGAUGGCGAUUUAGUGGUCUCUCCGCCUCUCAUCGGUCAAUGGAGGGGUAGAAUCAGAAAUGCCAUUAAAGUGAAAAUUUGACAUCGCGAGGCGUCAAGUUUUGACGGAUGUAACGGCAAUAUCAGCAGGGAAGGGACAGGCAGAUAAGAAAAAUGAAGAAUUUAGAUGGCAUACGAGACAACGUUACAAAUUUCUAGUGGUAG
Setaria italica (foxtail millet) is the source of this 2611-nucleotide messenger RNA. Its product is annotated as exocyst complex component EXO70A1. The record is from RefSeq and is a predicted model, not a curated record. NCBI's taxonomy places the organism in Eukaryota, Viridiplantae, Streptophyta, Magnoliopsida, Poales, Poaceae. Gene Ontology annotation, cellular component: exocyst. Gene Ontology annotation, molecular function: phosphatidylinositol-4,5-bisphosphate binding. The coding region runs from base 292 to 1791 and encodes 499 amino acids. Gene Ontology annotation, biological process: exocytosis. The transcript has a single exon.